AUGUCUGUUUCAAUAUUUGAGGAUUUGGCUUCACAUGUGAGAGUCCCCAGAAAUGAAGAAAAGGUUUUUAAAGAUGAAUGUCCUUUCUAUUUUGAAACACCUGAAAUGGAAAACGGUGUAUACAUCUGUAUGCGGCAUUUCGUUGCAGUUGGCUCUAAAAUAUUAAGGCUUUACCAUGAGAAAACUGGAUGCCGUGCAUUUUUGCGGUACAAAAUCGAAAAGCAAUUUAAAGAAAAAGGUGCUGGUAUCCAAGAACGCCCUACAAAACUUGCUAUUGGUGUUCAUGGGGGAUUCGAUCUGCCACAAGAUGUCUACUCAGUUACAGAACACUGGUCUCUGGUUCGCCUUCCUCAAGGUGACUCGUUCGAGAUUCCAAGUCCAAAGCCGGGAAAAGCACCGUCUGACACAUCACAUUUAAAGAUUCUUGAACUUCCAAAGUCCCUGGCCACAUCCAUUGCGUUUAUUCAGGGCGCUGAAUCAAUACUGAUAACUGAAGAACGUGCUAACGCACUUAAGGCUUGGGAGGAUGAUAACAUUUGUUUGAUUUCAUCUUACGCAAUGAACCUGAAACAGAUUGAUAAUGGCGUCAGGAUACCUCCAUCUGGAUGGAAAUGUUCCAGAUGUGAUUUGAAGGAUAAUUUAUGGAUGAAUCUCACAGAUGGGACUAUUCUGUGUGGUCGACGAUUCUGGGAUGGAACUGGAGGCAAUAAUCAUGCUGUGGAGCAUUAUGAAACGACCAAGUAUCCGUUGGCGGUAAAACUUGGGACGAUUACUCCAAAGGGAGGUGAAGUGUUUUCUUAUCCGGAAGAUUCAAUGGUGACCGAUCCAAAGUUAGGAGAACACUUAGCUCACUUUGGUAUUGAUGUGAUGCGUAUGCAGAAAACAGAGAAGACAAUGGCUGAAUUAGAAGUGGAUGCAAAUGAAAGACUCGGAGAAUGGCUUACAUUGCAAGAGUCUAAUCAUCCACUGGAAGCACGUUAUGGUCCAGGCAUGACUGGACUCAGAAAUCUGGGUAAUACUUGCUACUUGAAUGCCGUGGUACAGGUUCUGUUUUCGAUUCCACAAUUCCGUUCAUACUAUGCUUAUCAGUUGCCUAUAUGGUCUGAGGAAGCAUUAAGUCUGUGUACUUCUAGCAGUCAGUCACAUUUACUACCAGUGGAUCACAUUGGAUUACAGUUUUCAAAAUUAGGAUAUGGUCUUUGCUCUGGUGCUUAUUCAUGGCUCGUUCCAAAUACUGCGGGUCAACCUACAGAAGGACCAGUUCCAAUUCUUCCAGGUAUUCGCCCACUCCUUUUCCGUCGGCUGAUGGGACUACAUAACUCUACCUUCGCUACAAAGCAACAACAAGAUGCCUGUGAAUUUUUGGUUUACCUGUUGGAUCUUUUGGAUCAAAAAGCGAAAAAUCCGGAGUACGGUAACACGCAUCCAAGUAGUAUUAUGCGCUUUGGUGUGGAGGAGCGCCUACAGUGCGGUUUGACAAAGAAGGUCUCAUAUAAAACGGAAUAUGAAUGGAUCUUGUCUGUACCCGUUCCAAUGGAAGCCGUAAAAAAUCAAAAAGAGGUAGAUGAUUAUGAGAAACGACGCGCUGAAGCUGAAAAACAUGGUAUACGCUUGCCUCCUGAAGAUGUUGUACGACCAGUUAUUCCUAUCGAAGCUUGUUUAUCUGCAUGGAGAGAAACAGAACAAAUCGCUGAUUUUAAAACACCAGCGAGCCAGCCCCCUGGUGCUAAGACCUAUGCACUUCGUUCCAACCGUUUAACUAAUUUUCCAAGUUAUCUUUGUAUACAAGUGGGAAGAUUUACCGUUGGCGCUGAUUGGUUACCAAAGAAGUUGGAUGUAGAGAUUGAAUUAAAACCAGCACCUUGGAGUGGAAAUGUUGCUAGCAAAAACAAUUCUGAGUGGUUUGUCGAUUUAAGCAGCUUACGUUCACCAAGUGGUCCAAGACCUAUGCCUGGGGAAGAGCUGAUGCCAACUGGAGAAGAAGUAAAUCCUGAACAAAUGGUAGUUGAUGAAAUUCAACCGGAUACUAACAUUGUCAGCCAACUGCUUUCGAUGGGUUUCAGUUUGGAAGCUGUCCAGAAAGCGUGUAACUUCACUCAGAACAGUGGAGUUGAAAAUGCUACAAACUGGCUGAUGGAGCAUUUGGAUGACCCAGAUUUAAAUGAUCCUUUGCCUACUGUCUGUCAACAACAGCAACAACACCAACCAGGCAGUCAAAAGUCACAAGUUCUAUCCGAUGCUGGAAUUGAUGAAAACUCAAUUGAGAUGAUGAUGGCUAUGGGCUUUAGUAAGCAACAGGCAAUCGUUGCUUUGCAGCACACAAAUAGUAAUUUAGAACAAGCUGCUGAUUGGGCAUUGAGCAAUCCAGAUGAAUUGGAAUCUUUAUUGCUACAGUCUAAUUUGUCUAGUGCUGCUUCUGCUUCUGUCAGUUCACAAGUUCAAAUGUCAACUGAUAUGAAUGCAAAUAGCAACAGGAGUUCAAACCAAACAUCUACAGAAGCACCACUUACAGAUGGUAGCCCAAUUUAUGAGCUGUUCGCUUUUAUCAGUCACAUGGGAAAAUCAACCAAUGAUGGUCAUUAUGUCGCUCACAUAAAACGAUCCUUCCUAUCUAAAGGUAUCCCACAUGAACCACCAGUUUAUCAUGUUGGUUCACCAAUUUGUGGUGGUAGUGAUCAGGAAUGGAUAAUAUUCAAUGAUGAAAAAGUAGCUAAAAGUGAAUGUCCACCACAUCGUCAUGCUUAUUUGUACUUUUUCAGACGAGUAGAUCCAGACUGUUAAUCACAAAGUGAAUCAUUACAAGUGUAAACUAUUUAAAAAAAAAAGGGUGUGUAUACAAACACAAAAUAAGAGCAUAGAAACGGAAAAGUAGAACAUACGCACAUGAACGAACUUGAUGAAAAUUCUACUCUCCUCGAUCACAUUAACAUCUCAUAUUGACAUUCCAACAAGAGUACAAGGCUGAGAAAUAAGGAAGUAGAGACUAACAGACAGACAGAUAGAAGAGUAGUUCUAGACUGUUAAUCACAAACAUGUGUAUUUCUGCAGUUAGUUUAGAAAAAUAAAAAUCUUAAAUUAUACAGUUAACUAAGUAAGUUGAUGAAUUUGUACUUUUUCCGAUAGUGCUGCUUCAAAUAACUAACAGUAUCAUGGUUGUGAAUCUGUGGGUGUUAAUGACUUUGGACCAUUGAGUGACCAUUCAGUUAUUAUUUUGUCCCACUUCUCAUCCAUCCACACUCGUUUUAGUUGAUACCUUUCUUUUCAUUUGUUUAACCGAAGUUAUUGCACAACACACACUUAUCGGUAUUCCAGAUUACCUAUUUGUGAAUGAGGAAUGAAGUGUGUAUGUGUGGCGAUUACCUUUUCUUUCUUGACCUUUAUUCCAGAUAAUCAGUUUUGCUAUCUCUCAAAAAUCGACAAAAUUGACUUUUUUUGGAUUUUCGUUGUUGUUCACCUCAUUUAAACGAGAAAAAAAUGUAGACGUUUCCAAGUUUUGAUGUUAUGUACCUCACAUGAGUUAAUUCAGUACACUGAGUAGAAAGUGGAAAUUUG
This is a messenger RNA of Heterobilharzia americana, 3552 nucleotides long. The record is from the annotation of a GenBank genome assembly. NCBI's taxonomy places the organism in Eukaryota, Metazoa, Platyhelminthes, Trematoda, Strigeidida, Schistosomatidae.